AUGCAGUGCAGGUCCAGAAGAAACUUUGUAAGAGAAGCAACCGGACAAGCUGCUAAAUCGGCAAGGACAGUUGUCGUCGCUGGUAUUCCAGAUGGCCUUCUGCAGGAUGAUGUCAUGACUGACAUACUGAUGAUUCAUUUCCAAAUGUCGAAGAAUAAUGGGGGAGAUGUGGAAGAAGUCAUGUAUCCGACAGCAAAAAAAGGAGUUGCGUAUGUAACUUUUGAAGAUCAAGAAGUUGUAGAGAGCGUUCUAAAGAAGGAUGAACAUCGACUGGAAGACAGGAGGUUGUCCAGAUGCUAUCCGCUGAAAGUAACCCAUUACUGUGAAAAUGUCUUCACCUCUGUCACAUCUGUCCUCAAUAUGUCUAUUUUCAAAGACCAAUUUGUUCUAGAAGAUCUGAUACAAGAAUUUAAAAAGAAGAGCACAGCUUUGAGCUUUGGUCCUUUGCAAUCCAAUGGGCAUAUUUCUGUUCAAGGGUCAUUUCCAGCAAUCAAAUUGCUGAGAGACUUUCUCUUACUAAAAGCAAAAUCCCUUUCAGAGAAGGACAACAGAGAAGAAAGUAAGUUCCAUCGGAGACCAAGGAGGAGGCUGCAGCAACACGGACUUACCACGGAGACGAGUGAUUUUGUUCGUGAUGCAGAUGGGGAAAAACAAGCAGUUGUUCUUGACACAGAUAUAUAUUGCUACAUGAAGCGCUUUUUCCCCAGGACAUUCCUAGUAAAUGAUGUUGUAAUUUCUCCCAUCACUGAUGGUGAUAUAACUACAGUAUACAUUAAGAAUGCUGGAAGUAGGUCUGAUGCUGGACAGGUAUUAAGAAUCAAAGAGAAAAUUGAAAAUCAGUCUAUAAAACUCCAUAACACUUUACGUAAAAGACGGAUCUACUUUGAAGAGCACAUAAGAGAUCAAAAGCAGAGAUAUGGACAGGUGUGCAAAAGUCUAAAAGCCCGUUACCCGCAUGUUUUGGUCAUUCUUUGUGAUACUCACGCUGAUGUUAUAGGAAAUUCUUCUGAGAUUUUUGAAUUUACAAAGGAGGUGAGCACUAAGAUUCAGAGCCUGUUUGACACCAGGUAG
Pelecanus crispus (Dalmatian pelican) is the source of this 1071-nucleotide messenger RNA. NCBI's taxonomy places the organism in Eukaryota, Metazoa, Chordata, Aves, Pelecaniformes, Pelecanidae. The record is from RefSeq and is a predicted model, not a curated record.